AUGGAGAAAGGUACAGGUUCGCCAACGGCUGUCGAGGGCUCCGUAUCAUCGAUUGAUGGCGGACUAUGGCAACGCCUUCACGACAAGGUGAAGCUCGAGGUCGACGAGAGCACCUUUGCUCCUGAAGGGACGCGCUGGAGCAAUAAAGACCUGGAUCCGGUGCCUCCAGAGUUCCAGACCUGGCGAACUUACAACUUCCUCACCUACUGGAUUGCUGAUGCUUUCUCGAUCUCGAACUGGCGCAUCGGCGCUUCACUCAUAGCUAUCGGCCUGUCCUGGAAGUUAGCCCUUGCGGCUGUGGCAAUCGGAAACCUUGUGACGGCCUUCGUCGUCACGUUCAACGGCUUCAUCGGCGCCCGGUUGCAUAUCCCGUACACCAUCCAAGCAAGAUCGGCGUUCGGCUUCUACUUCUCAUACGUGAUGGUAGUCUUCCGCGUAAUCAUUAGCAUAUUCUGGUACGGUAUUGGCACUUACACCGGCGCCGAGUGCGUCCAAACUAUCAUCUACGCCUGGGCACCGAGCUUUCGCAACGUACCGAACCAACUGCCAGAGUCGGCCAACAUCGACACCGGGUUCAUGAUCUGCUACUUCAUCUACUGGCUCCUCGUCUUGCCGUUCCACUAUAUCCCGGCACACAAGCUCCACUGGUUCUUCACCUUCAAGGCCAUCGUGAGUCCCAUCGCCGGUUUUGCGAUCAUGGGAUGGGUCAUAUCCGAGACGGGCGGCGGCGAUCGGGUCUUCUCGUACGGCAAUGAGCUGUCAGGCGCAAAGCUGGGAUGGGCGUUCAUGAGCGGCGUCAAUGCUAUGAUUGGCAAUUUCGCCACGCUUGGGGUCAAUAUGAACGACUUCGCCCGGUACUCGAAGAAACCGAAUAGUCCAUGGGUUCAGCUUCUGGUCAUACCAACUGUCUUUAUCAUCAUGAUGCUCUUCGGAAUCAUCGGAGCCAAUGGAUCGCGAAUACUGUAUGGUGAAGUUCUCUGGGACCCAAUGACGAUCGUCAACCACUGGACAUCGCCGGGUGGGCGAGCUGCGGCUUUCUUCGUGGCGGUUGCGUUCCUCAUUGCCAACAUCGGUAUCAACAUCUCAGCAAACAGUAUAUCCGUGGCAGUUGAUCUGACGACAUUGUUCCCGAAGUACCUGAACCUGCGCAGAGCUCAGUACGUGUGCGCCAUACUGGGCGCUUGGGCAAUGACACCCUGGAAUAUCCUCAAGUCGGCGGAAUCGCUCCUCACCUUCAUGGACGGUUACUCGAUCUGGCUGGCGCCAAUCUCGGGCAUCCUCAUUACAGACUACUGGUUCGUGAACAAGCAGCGAGUAAGUGUACCCGACAUGUACCGACCAGACGGGAUAUACGCGUACGAGAAAUGGGGCACAAACUGGCGAGCGGCGGUGGCGUUCGUGGUCGCCUUCACCCCGUUGCUGCCGGGGUUCGCGAAGGCGGUCACACCGAGCAUAGAGGUUUCGGAUGGAGCUUCGAACAUCUAUGCGAUCGGGUAUUUCUUCGCGUUUCUUUCCAGCUCGGUCAUCUACUACAGCCUGAGCAGGAUCUUUCCGCCAAGGAGUGAGCACAGCAGGCGGACAAUCAAGGAGUACCUGGAAGAGGCCAACAUGGAGUCGCGACUCUGA
Molecule: messenger RNA, 1626 nt
Organism: Anthostomella pinea
Lineage: Eukaryota; Fungi; Ascomycota; Sordariomycetes; Xylariales; Xylariaceae
Source: the annotation of a GenBank genome assembly